AUUUAUGAUAUUUAUGUGUAAUUGUUUGGAAGAAUUUGACAAAUUAAUUAUUUGGGAUUAUCUCCCUUGUUAUUGUUUAUUUUAGGAAAUAUAAAUUACUUGUAUGUGUGCAGUUAAGGAUUACAUAUGGAGCUGAAAUAUUGAAAUGAAACAGAUGAAAGUGUAUAUUUGUGUUCUUCAAUAGGAUUAACAUUCUAGUGAAAUUGAACUAUUUGGUGACAUCUUGCUCUGAUAGUUGACAAUCACCAUGGCGAUGACGAAAGUAAAGAGUUUACAACUGUGGUGUAAGAAGAUGACUGAUGGCUACAGAGAUGUGGAGGUUAAAGACAUGACGACGUCUUGGAAGAAUGGUCUGGCCUUCUGUGCUCUUAUACACAAAUUCAGACCUGAUUUGAUAGAUUAUGACUCAUUGUCCAAGGAAAAUGUAUUUGAAAACAACCAAUUGGCUUUUGAAGUGGCAGAAAGAGAGCUAAAUAUCCCAGCAUUUCUAGAUGCCCCAGACAUGGUUGCCAUUAAAGUUCCUGACAGACUCAGUGUUGUCACCUAUGUAUCUCAGUACUAUAACAACCUACAUGAUAAACCUCAGUUAGGAGGUCCAGAUGUGAAGAAAACUGUAGCUACAAAACGUCACCAACCAGACAUAGAGCCUGGUGGACCUGAGGCCAAGAGACUAACACCCAGUCAUCAAAAUGCUAAAACACCUUCAAAAGACCGACCAUCAAUGGGAGAUAAGUGUCACAUCUGUGGAGACAAAGUGUAUUUAAUGGAACGCCAUGUGGACAAAAAUAAACUCUUCCAUCGCCAUUGUUUUAGGCAUAGUGAACUCUCACCUACAAGCAAAGUAUUUAAUAAGUCUGAACUGAAAAAAAUAAGCGACAAAGUGAAAAGUGAAAAUGAGGCAAAGAAACAGAGUGAUAAAGUUAAAAGUGAAAAUGACACAAAUAAGGCUGCAAAAUCUGAAAAACAACCGGAUUUUUGGCAACGUAGGAAUGAAGCUAGAAAAAUUGUGAAAAUGGAUACAGAAGAUUCAGUGCCAUCCAAAGCAACAGCCAAUCAGGACAAACACAGUUCUAAGUCGACGAACAAAGAUAUAAGUAAACCAGAUAUAACUGUUAUCAGUGAUAAAACUAUUUCCAAGGAUGCUGCUAAAAGUAAGAAAGAAAGACCCUCAGAAUUGAAUCUGGAAACAAAAAUAGACACUAAAAAAUCAAGUCCUAUUCCAUCACCAAGGAAACCAAAAACCCACAUUGAACCUAUGGACACUAGUGAAAUAAAUGAGGUCAAGUUAAAACCUGUGCCAACUCCUAGAACUGGGCGAGAUGAAAAGGAGAAAUCACAAUUAAAUGGAAUUUUAUCUAAAAAGAGAGAAAAGUCUCCUGGCAAAAGUCACCUUUUGUCUACUGGACUGAAAUUAUCUUCAAGUAGUGACAUAUCCCCUUUAUCCCCACCCCCUUUACCAUCCCAACCACCCCCUCCACAACUAACCAAGUCUAAUUUAUUAUCACCUGAAUCAGAUGCUGUAGGUACAAGUGCUAAAGUGACGGUCAAUUUUGGAGAUAAAUCCAAAGGGAGACGAUCUCCACAGAUUAGUGCUAAAAAUGAAGCAAGUUCUUCAAGAAAUUCCAAUUCUCCUGAUAGAGGAAGUAAUUUGUUUAUUUCUCCAAGGGCAAAACAGUUCUCCCCGACAUUCUCAGAUUCCAGUGCAUCGUCAGAUAGUUCAAAAUUCAGUUCCAGUUCUAAGGAGAAUAAAACUUCUCCCAAAACUACACAUCAAAGAUCAUCAAACCUUUCUCCACCUUUAUCCAAACCUAAAUUUGGUGACAAUCGACAAAUGAGUGUGGAAGAAGCCAUUGAUUUAACAAAAAAUGACGCAAAUAAAAAUGAAAUGGUAGCAGUUGUGUUUACCCCUAGUCCGAAGGAAGAUGAGAAACAAGUUCUUGGUGGAUUGUUGUCAAAUCUUGCCAAUAUCCGAAGAAAACAGAAAUCAAGCGAUACUAGUCCAAGUGAAGAUUUGUUUAAUCAGCGAAACACAACUGGAGUUCUGGAUAAUCAAAGUCAAGACCAAAAAGGCCGUGUGAAAAGUGCAAUAUUGACAAAGCCUCUCAGUGAUAAUGAUCAAAAUAAACACUCUGGAAACAAAGAAUCUCAUCUUAAAAAUAUUUCUAAAAUGGAUACAGACAUUCCUGAAUGGAAACGUCAGCUAGAAAAAAAUAAAAAUGUACGACCAAAAUCAGCAGACUUAUUAUCUGAUAAAAAGACUUCUGAAACUCCAAAGACACAAUUUGAAAAGGAUCCACAUUUAAGACCUAAAACAGAAAUGUCCAAAGUGUCUCCGCGUCCAAAAACUGUGGACGUACUAUCUGAUAAGUUUAAAUUGGAACAGAAACCACAGUGGCAAAUAGAAGCUGAAAAAAGAAUGGAAGCAAGAAAGGGGGGAUAUGUUGAUCCUGAAAAAGCAAAACCUCAAAUAGAUGUCGCCAAAGAUCAACUUAGGCCAAAAGAGGAGACAAAACUUCCAAAUGAUAGAAUCAGUGCUCCUUUAAAACCAAGUAGGGUUGAUAUUACAAUCACAGAGGAUAAACGGGAAAGUGCAAAUGUUCAGAAAAGAAUUUUACCAGCUGUUCCAAGUCAAAUAGAAAAGGGAGAUAACAAAGAUAAUGAUAAAAAGAAAAUUUCUGUGAAUGUUAAAUUUAAUUUCUCACAAGGCAAAAAGGAGGAAGAAAAAGAUGAGAAAUCAAAGCCUCCUAGACCACCAACAUAUAUUCAUGGUAGUCCUAAAGCAGGUUCACCACACAAACCAAGCAGACCACCUCCACCCUUAAAAGAUGGAGACCAGAGAAGAUUGUCACCAUCUGAGAUACAGAAACAGUUAACACAGAUAGAUUCCCGACUUACAGAACUAGAAAUCAGAGGACGCCAACUCGAAGAUUCAAUCAGAAAAGACUUAGAUGAGUUAGACAUUACUCCCAUGGUUCAAGAAGAAGAAGAUGAUAAGAUGAUGGUAGAAUGGUUUGAAUUGGUCAACAACAAAAAUGAGCUGGUCAGGAAGGAGGCUGAUCUGAUAUAUCUAUCCAGAGCUCAAGAACUGGAAGGUGAACAGAAUGAAAUCGACAGACAGCUGAGGGAAUUAUUACUAAAGAAUGAAAAAUACAAAACUGAAAAAGAUAAAGUUGAAGAAGAGCAAUUAAUACAGAAGUUACUAGAUGUUGUAAACCAAAGAAAUAUAAUUGUUGACAGUAUUGAUGAAGAUAGAAUCAGAUAUGAAGAAGAAGAUAAAGAUAUUGCUCUGGCCUUACAAGAUAAAACAAAUGCACAUAAAAGGAGGAAUAUGUGUUGCUUAACAGUUUUAAGAUUUUUGAUUCAAUUCAUGGCAAAGUAAAUGACAUUUAAAAGCAGCACUCACACAAGAAAGUGGUCAUGUGACAAUCCAAUCUACAGAAGCUUCAUAUUCCAAGAAAAAGAAAAAGAACAAGAAAAAAGGAAAAUUGCUGUAAAGCCAUAGACAAUGAAAAAAAAAAAGGACAAACUAUAGGAAAUGGAAAAAGGAAGAAACGUUUUAAUGGCAAAUGCAAAUUAUUGAUUCUUUUCAUAAUCUAAAAACUUAUUUUUUGCUGAAAUAUAAAAGAUUCAUAUUAGGCUAAAAUAAGGUUUAUGAAAAACAGAAACAUUUUGUAGUUCUUGUUCAAUGUGUUUUAUUUUAAACAUAUGUUUUGUGUUUCAUAAAAAAAAAUUUUCACAAUUACAAUCUUUGUAUGGUUUCCACUGAGUAUAAUCAAUUGAUGAAAAUGGAACCACAUUUAACUCAACAUGAAUAAGUGCUUUAGAUAUAAAAACAAAAUGUAUUUACUCCUCAUAGAAUAGUGCUAUGAAGCUGUUUAUUUGUAUAUUACAAAUGUCUUCAGAGAAUUGAAUGUUGACUUUAACGCUUCUAUUUGUUCUUUUCAAAGAAAAAAGUCAUAUAAAAAAAAAUAAGAAAAAGUUUAUCAUGGGGACCAUUUGCUAUAUUGUCAAGGAAAAGUUAUUAUCCAGACUAGUGCUGUGGAUCAAAAAAUUUUUUUUGCCUGUACCAUAUCCAUUUGCAUAUCGAAUAAAGUAUUAUUUUUUUUAAAGUUAUAUAAUUUUAUAUAUCUAGCUAUCUAGCUAUUUUGUAAAGUUAGUUCUAAUGUUUGUCAAGGUCUUUCAAAAUUCUAUUCUUCUGAAAAGGUAAAUUUUAAAAUUUAUUGUUACUUUUUACAGUUAAGAAAGGGACCAUUGAUUUAUUGUCAUUUUUAGGGAAAUGUAGCAAUUUUCCAGACUGGUGCUGUGAUUUGUUUUUAUUUAUAAUUCUAUCAUGCUUUAUAUUUUAUAGGAAUCCCGUUAAAAGGAUUUUGUUUUUUACUUUUACAUAUGCAUUGUUGAUCUGUCAAAUAAAUAUCAUGCUUGA
Mytilus trossulus (common blue mussel) is the source of this 4423-nucleotide messenger RNA. RefSeq names its product MICAL-like protein 1. The record is from RefSeq and is a predicted model, not a curated record. Lineage: Eukaryota; Metazoa; Mollusca; Bivalvia; Mytilida; Mytilidae. Gene Ontology annotation, molecular function: protein binding. Bases 248 to 3379 code for a protein of 1043 amino acids. The transcript is spliced from 14 exons.